This is a messenger RNA of Cyphellophora attinorum, 960 nucleotides long. RefSeq names its product Mitochondrial substrate carrier family protein L. Gene Ontology annotation, biological process: transmembrane transport. Gene Ontology annotation, molecular function: transmembrane transporter activity. The transcript has a single exon. Bases 1 to 960 code for a protein of 319 amino acids. Lineage: Eukaryota; Fungi; Ascomycota; Eurotiomycetes; Chaetothyriales; Cyphellophoraceae. The record is from RefSeq and is a predicted model, not a curated record.
AUGGCUGCCUUGCAACUUGAGCUGGCCAACGGCCAUGCAGAGACAAGAAAACCGCUUGUACCUGACGAUGUCCGAGGCUUUAUGGCAGGCGCAUUCUCUGGGUUUGCGAAGUGCACGGUCGGGCAUCCUUUUGACACCAUCAAAGUCCGCAUGCAGACUUGUGCUUCAGGUCAAUUCCACGGCCCGCUGGACUGCCUCAUGCGCACUGUACGGAACGAAGGAGUUAGUGCUAUCUACAAAGGCGUCACACCCCCACUGGUUGGAUGGCUGGCCAUGGAUUCUGUGAUGCUAGGGAGCUUGACGUUCUACCGAAAGGUGCUGAGAGACAAUAUACCGUGCAACAGCUUUCUGCACCGAGAAGAGGCUCACGGGGUUACCCUACACUCAGUCGGACACGGGCUUGCUGGGAUGAUGGCUGGAGGCACCGUCUGUGUCAUUGCAACGCCUGUAGAGCACAUCAAAGCUCGCCUACAGAUUCAGUACGCGGCCAGUAAAGCGGAUCGAUUCUACCAUGGUCCUAUCAAUUGUCUUAGGAAGAUAUACAAAUCGCACGGGCUCCGAGGGAUAUAUCACGGCUUUCCAGCCACUUUGGUCUUCCGAUCGUUCUUCUUCUUCUGGUGGGGCAGCUACGACCUCUUCUCGCGACUCAUGCAUCAGAAGACCUCUCUUUCGACGCCUGCAGUCAACUUCUGGGCUGGUGGAAUGUCGGCGCAGGUUUUCUGGAUUGUGGCAUAUCCGUCUGAUGUGGUGAAACAACGUAUCAUGACGGAUCCUUUGGGAGGUUGCUUGAAUGACGGCGUUCGGAGGUUUCCGAAAUGGAAGGACGCAGCGAGGGCUGUGUAUCAAGACUUCGGCAUACGAGGUUACUGGCGAGGAUUUAUUCCAUGUUUCUUGCGCGCCUUUCCAGCAAAUGCAUGUGCACUUCUGGCGUUCGAGAGUGUCAUGAGAGGUCUAUCAUGA